CACAUUUCCAACAUGUCUGCCUCCCUCUCAGGAUUAUUAAAACCUUGGACACCGAGGGUGUUCCUGGUGAGAUGGAGCAGAUACAACCCGUACUAUCUGGAGCCUGAGGUCAGGAAGGAGGUCUAUGGCAGACCGGAGACGGAGCUCAGCGCUGAGGAGAAGGAGCAGCGGGAACUCAAAGCGCUCCGACCCAUCAAGGCAGCAACGAGCAGCGUCACCAGCUCUCUGUUCAACGACCCGGUCGUCAGUAAAUUCGUCAACAUGAUGAUGAAACACGGAGACAAGAUUUUGGCCAGAGAGAUCAUGUCAGACACGCUGGAAUACAUAAAGAGGAAACAGGUGGAGAAAUACCACAAAGCUCCACCGGAGAAGAAGGAGGAGAUUGAGUGCAACCCCUACGUCAUCUUUCACCAGGCUAUGGAGAACUGUAAGCCUGUGGUUGGACUGGCGAGCAUACAGAGAGGCGGAAAGUACUACCAGGUGCCCAUUCCUCUUACGGACAACCGGCGUCGCUUCUUGGCUAUGAAGUGGAUGAUCACAGAGUGCAGGGACAACAAACACCGGCGCACGCACAUGUACGAAAAACUCACCCAGGAGCUGCUGGCGGCCUCCAUCAAGGAGGGCAACGUCAUCAAGAAGAAGUUCGAGCUGCACAAGAUGGCAGAAUCCAACAGAGCGUACGCCCACUACCGCUGGUGGUAGAGCUGCGGGGGCUAAGGGUGAAAGAAACGCUUCAGGAGUUUAACUGAGGACUGAGAGUCACGCGAGAGUCAGUGACACAUUGUAAAUAAGAGGUCACUUUUUUUGUAUCGUGAUGCUUAAAAUGUAUGAACUGCCACACAAUAAACACAUUCAAACUGAA
Molecule: messenger RNA, 862 nt
Organism: Scomber scombrus (Atlantic mackerel)
Lineage: Eukaryota; Metazoa; Chordata; Actinopteri; Scombriformes; Scombridae
Gene: mrps7
Product: mitochondrial ribosomal protein S7
Exons: 5
Coding region: 13-702 (229 amino acids)
Biological process (GO): ribosomal small subunit assembly; translation
Cellular component (GO): ribosome
Molecular function (GO): mRNA binding; structural constituent of ribosome; rRNA binding
Source: RefSeq, a predicted model, not a curated record